Messenger RNA from Anopheles gambiae (African malaria mosquito), 3466 nucleotides. RefSeq lists its product as uncharacterized. The transcript is spliced from 4 exons. Gene Ontology annotation, molecular function: protein binding; serine-type endopeptidase inhibitor activity. NCBI's taxonomy places the organism in Eukaryota, Metazoa, Arthropoda, Insecta, Diptera, Culicidae. The record is from RefSeq and is a predicted model, not a curated record. The coding region runs from base 628 to 2775 and encodes 715 amino acids.
CGCCCGGGGAAGGUUUAUUCAUUGGCCAGCGCUUGCCCGGGACGGAAGCCGUGUUGUGCUGUGGGUAACGAAACUAGCGGAAAAGGUUUUAGACAACGCACGACGUGUGAAGCGUGUUCGUCGCGUCACAGUGACUUGGAAAAAAGGGUUUGCCACCUUUCACGCGUGUACGGUGGUCGCGACAAGCAGUGUGUAAAACGUGCAUGUGCUGGGUGCCAAAGAAAAACGGAAUCCCAAGACGCGAACAAAGAACAACAAAUCUAAUCAAAGUGAAAAUCCUUGUUCUGGAAAACUACCCGAACAAAUUAUAAAACUAUUAGCGAGUGAGAGUGUGUGUGUGCGUGUCAGAGUUCUGGUGAAAACGCUGCUGGGAAAACACGUUUGAGAUCCACGCAGAAAGCAAAAAGGCACCGGGUCGGAACGUGCUAGACACAGCGACAAACCUUCCCUGCAAAGAUUGAAAAGGUGGAAAUUAAUUUUCACGUGUGAACGUGUGCUGUACGUGUGUAGCAUUGUGGAAGCGGAAUUCUGUGAGCGCGGCCGGAAAAACCAACUACCGGGUUCCUUGACAUCCACAGGCAAGACGAACGUGCGUUGCGAGUGACGAAGAACAAAAAAUAAACCACGAUGCGAUCCUUGUGGUUGUUUCUACUGGUGGCAGCGCCACUGGUACUGGCGGAGGAUAAGCUUAAAAAGCCCAACCCCGCCGUAGCGCCAGCGGUGGCCUCCACGUCCAAGAUCGCCGACAGCGUCGCCAGCCCCAGCGUGACCGAGUACAAAAAGACGCUCAUCCGCAAGCCGAAGCGUUCGAACGGUGAGAUUCCGCUGCUGAUCAUCCGUCCGGUGGACAAGCGGCGCAAGAUCUACUUCAAGGAGCCGACGGUGAAGAUCGCGUCCGGCGGUGUGGCCACGUAUGGCACCUAUCCUGAGCUUCAUACGAACGACGGUGAGAUGUUUACGCUCGAGCACAUGCUGCCGAUCCUCAGCCUGGAGGGCAUGCUGAAAGGGUUCUCCAAGCACGGUCCGAACCACUUCGUACCCUCGCCACAGUUCAAACCGUCCGACAUCCAUCACCUGGUGGCGCCCCAGAAGACGAAGGAAGAGUAUCACCAUCAGCUCGCGCCGCUAAAACCGAGCCAGCUGCUGUCGAUCUCGCACAAACCGGCCGAGGCCGUGCCGGCCCAGACGCUACCAUCGCCGCCGCCCCCGAACUACGUACCGGCCGUAAAUUCUGAAGAUCAGCUACUGAAACUUGGUCAACCACAGCCUUCCUUUUCGCCCCUGGUACAGGACAAGCCGGCGUUCGUCAAGCCCGAGCAGCUGCCCGCCAGCUUCAACUUCAAGGUGCAGGAGGAGGUCGGCCACUACAAGGUGAACGCGAUCCCGCUGUCGAAGCCGCCGGCGGCGUCCGAGCCGCAGCACCACCAUCAGCACCACCAUCCGGCCCAUCAGCAGCACCAUCACUACGGGCAGCCGACGGCCGGGGGCGCCACCAGCUACGUCGGCAGCCAGCAGGGUAAGUCGCCCCAGCCGCCCCAAUCGCAGCCGCUCUACAUCCAUGCAGCGCCACCGGCCACCGACCACCACGCGUCCAGCAGUGGCAGCAAGUGGCAGGAGGUCGUCCCGAAGAAGUCCCCGCAGGUGUCCGUGUCCACCAACUUUUACCAUCCGAAAACGAUCGUCACCGAGCAGGACCAGUCGCAGCACACGAAAGCGUACGCGCAGGCCCAACAAGCGGUAGCAGCACCGCCGUCCCAACAACAGCCAACCGUGCAGACGCAUCUGAGCUACUACUUCCCGAAGGAAGAGUCGGCACCGCAGUCGGCCCCGGUCGCCCACCACCAGCACGGCCAGCAGUCGGCGACGUCGUACAGCAAUGUGCAGGCGAGCGGUAGUGCACCGACCGGCGACCAUCUUGCCGACACGCCCGCCGAAAAGCCCAUCCACAAGACGUACAGCUCGCACAUUAAGCAGAAGUACCAGAAGCAGCACCAUCAGCAGCCGCACGUCUUCAUCCAGAAGUACUUCGAGUUCCCGUCCAAGCCCGGUACGCACCAGAAGAACGUCGUGAGCGAGUUCCACGGUUCGCACGGUAACGAGACGUCCGACCAUCAGCAUCUGCCCGAGCCGCAGGCCUACGCCGCUCCCCAGUAUCUGCCACUGCCCCAACCACAGGCCCUUCAUCAGCCACAGCACGCGGUCAAUGGCGGUCCGGGGGCGCAAACGCUUCACCUGCAGCUGCACCACCCUGUACAUCAUCCGGUGCACCAUCCGAUGCAUCACGGUGGACCUGCUCAAAGCUACUGGAAGUUUGGGCGUCGCAACCAGGACACGGCCCAGGCAGUCAAACCAGUGGUAGAGCACACGAACGAGCCGGACCAUCACGAUAGCCAGCAUGCCGGUUCGGUGCUGCGCCCGGUCAAGCACACGACAGUGACCAUCGGAACAAGCACGGAGUCGGCGCCAUCCACCGGCAAGGACAGCAAGGACGGACAGCCCCAAGCUCAGGAUCGUAUCGAUCAGGGUGCGCAGACGACCAACAGCACUGCCAGUGCGUCCACCAGUGCGCCGACCCGAACGCCCAAGCAGAUCCAGCACGGCUGCGAACGGCGCUGCAUUCGCAACACGGUCGCCCAGGCGUACGAGCCCGUGUGCGGCACGGACGGUGUGACCUACUCGAACCGGGGCAAGCUGCGCUGUGCCCGAACGUGCGGUAAUGACGAUCUCGAGAUACGAUCGUACGGCGAAUGUUCCACGACCUCGCGGAACGCAUAAUUGACCUGUGCCUGGCACAAACGGGCCCACAGCAGAUAGUUUCAUUUCCGCUUUCACUCAUUCACUCAGGCUGCCGGCAGUAGUAGUAGUUACCCUCGAUUAUGGAGUGUGGAACGGAAAUGAUGCUGCCAACAACACACACCAGCGGUGGGGCAUGGUAAUCUCUUAAACGGUGAAACAAUAUCGAUUGCCGCCUGAUCCAUUGCCGUGUUCAUCUUUCCUGGGGUUUUUUCCUCCUCCCGCCGUAAAUUGUUUAAACAUCGAUCGGGAAAAUUCGAUCGCUUCGAGCGCGGGCAACCUGAGAGCUGAGUGAUUGGGUGGAGAGUGAGAGAGAGAGUUACCUGUUUUGAUCCAAUUGGCGAUCAGGGAAAGAAGAAAACGUAAUUAGUGAUUUAUUUAUUUAUUGGAUUCCUCACCUCGGGAACCGUUGCUUUGUUACCGGGUUUUCUCUUCUUUUGGUUUUCUUUUGUUUUUGUUUUUUACAAUCAAUUCAUUUGCAGUCGAAUCGACUCGAACACACCUACACAUCUACAGACAUAUACACACACAUCUACAGACAGACACGCUUAGAUAUGUAAGAUUAUUUUAAUUUCCUUGCGCAAUCUCUUUCAUGUGGUUGGCAGGAGGCAGUGGAGUAGACGUGCGGAUGAAUAAAAUGGUGAUGAUGAUUAAUAAUAAAACUUAGAAAGAA